GUCAUUGCGCAUGCGUUCGAAUGAGAAUCCCUCCAUCUUCUUUACAUCUAUGAGAGAGACGCUUGGUGUGCUUCAGAUGCUGGAAGUUAAGAAAGAUGACAGAGAGGUAUGCAACCUGAUGCUCGAGGGAUUGUCACAUGAGUAUGGGACCCUGCGUGAAACUCUGGUGGUGUUCUGUCCGAAUGACCCGUCGUUCAUAGAGACUAAAGUGCGUGAGAGGUAUCUCGACUUGCUGACUCAACCUGGUCCGAAGAAACACAGUGUUGCACUCAUGUCUAGACCUGUGAGGAAGAGUGCGAAGAAGCAGAACCAGAAGUCAAAGUCUAACUCCGAGUCUGAUUCGUCUAAGAAAAAGAUUUUUCAGGGGAAGUGUUUCAAGUGUGGGGAGAAGGGUCACUUGAAGAUGGACUGCCUGGCUCGUGUGAUAGCUCAUCCCUCUCAGACCGGACCAUCCGAGGACGACAAGGAUGAGAACGGUGAGAAGUCUGACUUGGUGUUGUUGUUAUCUCAAGCCAACUCAAGCGAAUGGAGUGGUGGCAAGUACAUUGCAGCAAUGUAUGCCAAAAUCAUGCAGAAGUGGCAGGAGUCCCGUGGUAGCAGUAGAAAUGAUGCUGUUUUGGAACACCAUGAUACCAUGUAUCUUGAAGCGUUGUAUACCGAAGCAGAGGAUGAGUUGAAGAAGUACGUCGGCAGUGACGGUGUUGUCCGUGAUUCUAUUCGCGAACACUCCACUCUUACGAAGAAGGAUAGAUGCAUCGAAGAUUGGUAUGCGGACACGGGUAUCGAGUUGACCGGAAAAAUGCAUGCUUAUUCGGGAUGUUCGAUGGGAAAAGGAAUUCGUAAGGCGAUUGCUCAUGUGACUACAAAUGGAUCAGACAAAAAGUUAGGCAGAGUUUUUGUUGACCUGGGAGGGAAGAAGGGCGUUGCGUCCAUAGGGGGCAAACAUUACCCCAUGAUUUUGAAGGAUGAUUUCACAAGGCGUGCAAGGAUGUAUUUCCUAAGAAGUAAAUCAGACGCUGGCAGUGUUUUCCGAAGUUUUCUUGCGAAUGUGCGUGCUGAUGGGAUCCCAUCAUUGAUUGAGAUUGUUAGAUCUGACAAUGGAGGGAAAUUUUUCGGUGGAGAAUUUGCAUCUGUGUGCAAUGAGCUCUUGAUUAAACAAGAGUUCACCCCGGCUCACAGUCCCGAAUUCAAUGGUGUUGCGGAACGUGGUUUGGGAUUGAUAAAAGAGGCCGCAAUGGCGGCUCGUAUUCAGGCGAAUGUUCUGUUUGGGCAUGUGCAGCUACCUAAGACUGAUAGACUCUGGGCGGAGGCCAUGNAA
Molecule: messenger RNA, 1318 nt
Organism: Ectocarpus sp. CCAP 1310/34
Lineage: Eukaryota; Phaeophyceae; Ectocarpales; Ectocarpaceae
Source: the annotation of a GenBank genome assembly